Molecule: messenger RNA, 585 nt
Organism: Oikopleura dioica
Lineage: Eukaryota; Metazoa; Chordata; Appendicularia; Copelata; Oikopleuridae
Source: the annotation of a GenBank genome assembly
AUGCCGAAUUCGCUGAAUGAGAGAUUCGUGAAUUUGGAAAACUCAGAGUUUGGAGACGUCCGGGGAGUCACUAGAGCGACUGAUAAAGAAACAGGAGAUAUAGUCAUGAUCAAAUGGAUACAGAUACGGUCACAGGCGCAGCUAGAAGAAGCAGAAGAGGAGGCGAGAAACUUGAGCGCUAUCAAGCACCCGUUUAUCGUUGAGUUUAUCGAAUUCCUCCCCGAAAUGAGGCUAGAUUGGUGGCGAUUCGGACUUUUAUCCUUUAUUGCGAUGGAAUAUUGCGAAGGUGGAAGUCUGGUAGACUGGAUCCAGCGGAAGAAACGAGCUGGGCGAACAAGCAAGCCAGAAGAAGUGGCUCUGAUUGGUGCUCAAAUCGUCAGCGCGCUGAGCUACUGCCACAAGAGGAAGAUUCUUCACCUCGAUUUAAAACCGGCAAAUGUUUUUGUCAAGGCAGAUCAGAUCACCGUCAAACUCGGUGAUUUCGGCUCUGCGUCAGAGGUUCGUUCUGUCACUAGGACGAGCAAUACGACAAAUGCUCACGAUGUCAGAAAUACGGAACUGUACGCACCACCAGGAAAGGCUUAG